UUUUAUUGCGCAGGCUUCCAUCACUUUCUAUUUCUACGAAUUGUGUGCCUAAUUUUCAAGAACAACAUUAUUACGUUCCAGACAAAAAAAUACUUUACAUGAAAUUGUCAUAAGAUAUUGUAAAUUAAAAUUAAAUUGAGUGAUUGAUUGGAAAAAAUAUUUUAAAAAAUGUCAGAUAUCGAUAAAAGUUUUACUGAUCUUCAAAAUGUCAUUCUUAAUUUUGAUGACGAUAACAAGAAAAAUCAAAAUGAUGGAAGAAAAAUAAAAAGCAUACGUCAUUUUUCUGAUGGGGAACUUGUGGAGUAUGAGGAUGAUGAAGUUGACAUUGAUACACAUAAAGAUCAAUUGAAUGUCGUACAGGUUGACCCAAAAUCACUAACUUGGGUACCUUGGACAUGGCAUCAAACAUCUUGGCUAUGUUCAAAAGUUAUUCAUGGCUGCGAUUAUGCUGGAGAAACACUUGCUAAUUUUCUUGGUAUAACAUCACCAAAAUAUCAAUUUGAAAUAAAUGAAUAUAAUCGUAUUAAAAAAGCUGAAGAUGCAGAAAAACAACAAGAACAAGUUGAAAUGGCUGGUUGGAAAGAACAACACAAAUACAAUGAUCUAAUUGAAACAUCAAAUGGAACAAAUUUAAACAAUCAACAAUGUGUACAAUCACAAUAAAAAAAUAAAAAAUAAAAAAUCCAAGAACUGAUGGCAAUCUACGCUUAA
Aphidius gifuensis is the source of this 711-nucleotide messenger RNA. RefSeq names its product protein FAM177A1-like. Lineage: Eukaryota; Metazoa; Arthropoda; Insecta; Hymenoptera; Braconidae. The transcript has 3 exons. The coding region runs from base 169 to 663 and encodes 164 amino acids. The record is from RefSeq and is a predicted model, not a curated record.